GUUUUCAUAAAGUAUAAAUACAUACACAAGAAACAAUGCGUUCUAGCAAUACUGGCAAUUUUGUUAGCAGCAUCAAUUACGAGUGCAGCAGUAAGAUUUUAUAACAAAAGUCGAACCAUGUGGAGUCGAUUGAAGUUCCAAGUGGUAAAUAUACAGGUGUUACAAUUAUUGGACAAACAGCUGAUUUCUUGUGCCUAUUGGACACGAAACCGAAAUAACCGGAAUAAAAACUUGUGCUACCUUUAUAUUGUAGAAUACAUAUUAGAGUGGAUUUUUCGAUUCUAAUAAGGAUAAUUAGAAAAUCAACGUACCAAUAAAAAUAAAGUACAAUAAUUAAAAGUAAUAAUAAAGAACGAUUUAUGGUUUUUAGGCCUAAUUUGAGACAAAGGGAUAUAUAUAUGAGUUGCCAUAGCCUUACUCAGCCAUUCCAUGAAUGCCAUUUUUAAAUUUCAUGUAGUCUAUGCUGUAGUUGACAGCCAUUGGCUUUGAAGACUUUUUUGAUUAAUUAUCCAAAAAAAAAUAUGAAUUCUGACCAGCAUCAUGAAUUUACAAGGAUCGCCUCUGUCUUGAAUUAUUGAUCCACAGUACUAUGCUUAUGAUUUUUGUUUUGAAGCGUGAGAUAUUUUUUUAAUACUUGUUUUUUGUCUGGUGACGUACCGAUGGAUAUACCCUAUUUUUUAUUUAAAAUUUCAUCUUUAUAAAUAUCACAAAAUACAUAUUUUUUUACUUGUGGUGGCCUCUUUUGUUAUUAUUAUUUAAACCUUAAUUUGCGCAAAUAGUAAGUCCCUAGCAAACGGAAAGCAGUUAAAUUUAUUAAAAAAAUUCAAAGACCAAUUUGAAUAGGCAGGGAGAAAAUAAUCGCUUGCCGCUAUAAAUAAAUGAACAAAAAAAACUUUCUUGGAUGCGUUUUAUAGUAAGAUGCAAAAGAAGGAACGAUAUCAUGAAAUCGUGUUAUGCUUAACAGUAUUCGUUUUCAGCCAUACAUAUAAUACAGUUUCGCGCUAAAUGUAAACUUGUGCAUUGCUCUCUCCUACUUUCUUAGUUUGUCGGUCGUUCCACGAAUCAUAGAAGCUCUUUCUGCACAUUUCAUUUGUGUCGUUAUUACCAGUGUUCGAUGACGCUUACCUUAGGGAAUAACAAGUAUCUAAUAUAUUAAUCUGAUGAAUAAAACAGUAAAAUCCUGGGUGUGAUUUGGCUUGCUGUACUGAUUACAUGCUGAUUAGAUGAAACCACACCUGCGGCUUCCUUGUACUUCUUAAAAUUAAUAUCGUUUUACCUUUAGUGGUUCGCAAUUUAUACAUCUUGUAUGAGUAUUUGCACACUAGCUUUGAAUCGUCUUUAAUUUUCCUUGUUUGAAAUUAGUAAUGAAUUGAAGUAGCCUCUUUCUGCUGAGUAGACACAGAUAGUGAGUCAUUCUGUGCUCUUCGUGACUUUAAACCUGUAGGUUUCAUGAAAGGUACAGCAGUGGUCUUGGAUUCUUCGGAUUUAUGAGCAUAAGAUUUUAUCAGUAUUUGCUUAAUGAAAAUAGAAUUGGGUUUAUCUAAGGUUACGCCUCUUCGUCAGUUUUUUAGCAAGUGGAGUGCGUUUGAGUCCGACAGUAUUAGGCGAGUAUUUGGACCGUUCAGUCUGGCACGUAUUAGUGCUUGAUCUCUUCGGUAACUCGAUUUAAACAAAAUUAAUGCUCGUACAUUGCCAUAUUUACGUGCAGCCCAAAUUAAGAUAAAAUAUCUAGUUAUAGUAGUUUGCUUAAAAACGACACGAGAGUUCAGCACAAUUAAUUCGUUUUUUUUUUCAUAUACCUGAACUAUGAUUAACAUUAUUAUUAGCCGUGAACAUUAUUCGACUUUUGUCAGUCUAUUUUUCAAGAUUAUUCGAUUUUCAGUGAUUGAGCACCUUCCUCAGGAGCUGCGCGACAGAUUCACGGAUAUGCGCGAAAUGGACCUUCAAGUACAAAACGCUGUGGACACACUUGAUGAACGCGUGAAGGCGUUUUUUGCGAAUGCAAAACGUGUAUCCACUGAACAACAGGAUGAGGAAUGUCGGAGAAUCUGUGAAGACUAUCAGCGCGUAAUAUUAGAUGCUGAGGAAAAGGUACAGAUAGCUAAUCAAAUAUAUGAUCUUGUUGAACGCUAUCUGCGAAAAUUAGAUCAAGAACUGCAGAAGUUUAAGAUUGAACUCGAAGCCGAUAAUGCAGGCAUUACAGAGAUCCUUGAGAAACGCUCUUUAGAAUUGGAUAACACGACGCCGACAACAACAACACAACCUCCAGCCGUGACACCACAACCGUCACGUCACGGUGAGAAGCGGCGGGCAUCGGCGUCGACUUAUGGCUCAGUAUCACACAGUGGUGCCUCACAACACAGCAGCGGAUCCGGACCUCCAGAGAACAAAAAACAGCACAUAGAUAAGAUGCACGCACCGGAACCACUAAUUAGAACGAAUCCUGUGACACCUAAUGCAUUAGCACCUCCGGCACGGGUUGCGUCUCCAUUAAGUCGAGCCUCGUCGGCGGACUCAACCCGGUCGGCAGACGUCCUUGUAUCUUCGGGGCCCUUGGGUCUCGGAUCUCAAGCGAUUGCUGCGGCUGCAUCGCAGGCGAUCGCUGCAACGCAGCAGAUGCAACAGGGCCGACGAUCCGCGUCGCUCAAGGCAAGUUAUGAGGCAAUCGCGGUACAGAACCUUGCCGCACGUGAAUUCACGUUGGGUAGCCGGGAUAUCGCGUCGCUCACACCAACGGCUGGGGGAGCACCUGCUGCUGCAGGAGCCGUUGCCGUAUCGGGGACAGGAAGCGGUAGUCAUUCAAUACAAACACCUAAUACGCCCGCGAGUGGGACCAGUUCUGGUGUAUCACUCAGCUCAUCAAUUUCAGCGUUACUCGAAGCACCUCUAGCCACUCCUACAUCAAGGAAAAGUAAUAAAAAGGCGCGGCCCUCGGCAAAUCAGACGAGUUCAGCAAAUUCGGCAGCACAUCAUCUACUCGACUCCACAAGCGAUACGAGUACGCACAUGAACAGCUUUGGAUCGUCGACGGUGGCCGCCACUGAAGACCCCGUCGCUGCGGACACGCCUGCUCAGGCAAACGCCGAAUGGCAAUAUGACCCCAAUGAACCUCGUUACUGCAUUUGUAAUCAGGUGUCCUACGGCGACAUGGUCGCCUGCGACAACGAGGGCUGUCCUUUCGAGUGGUUUCACUAUCCAUGCGUCAAUAUCAGUCAACCACCGAAAGGCAAAUGGUUUUGUCCUCAAUGUACUGCAAGCAUGAAACGGCGAGGUAAACUUCGCUAGAAGAAGAAUAUACACCAGAAAAGCAAACAAAUCGUUUGAUCUAUUUAUCAUCAACAACUUUGUGAUUGAAACUGAUAUUUUGGACCGAAAGUAUCGCCGUAAAAAUCGUCUGCUAUUUAAGGUCCUUCAGUUUCUCUUUUGAUCCAGUUGAAUCGUCUAGCAGCUUUCUAUCGUUCAUUUUGGACUGAAGGCUUAAGAGACAAAGUUGAUUUAAGCUAUGAAUUGAAUUGAGACGCAUGGCGUAAGCGGAGGGAGAGCAGUCACACACCUUUAGCCAUUACUCGUUCUCUAUUAUUUAUUAUUGGAAGAGCCUUACUUUUAUCACUCCUCUAGAUUAUUCUUCGUUAUCGCAAUUUUCCUUGCUUUGGCUAAUAAGUUGGGCUAUUUCAGUUUAAUAGGCACACUGACAUACAGACAUAUUAUUAGUUUAUAAUGAUUAUUACGUAUGAUGGUCAAAACUUGUACACCAUGCUUGUUCUGUCUAAAAUUUAGCUUCAACAAAUACAGUAAUGAUUAAUGUAGUAUGACAAAAACGUAGAAAAUACAGAGUCCUGCGAAUAGGGCAUAUGGUGGUUGACAUUAUUCAAGAGAAAAGGUUGCCUGCUUUAAUUAGACAGGAGUAUUUGAGUGAAUGCAGUGAGGGAAUGUUUCCAAAUAUGCAUAUGAAGAAUUGAGCCUAAAGAUGAACUAGUGUGUGGUUUAUCAAAAUAAAAAAUAAAACUUUUGCUAAGGUUAACAGGGCAAUGACUAGGCUGUUGCAUUAACUCACCGAUGAUGGUAGUAACAACAAUAAUGAAAAUAAUCACAAUUCUGGCUAGCUGAAUUAUCAACGAUAUUCAAUUCAAGUUGAUUAUCAAUUAGCUAAUGCUGCAGCGAUGCAGGUUGCGAAAGUCAGAUGGAAGCAUGUAUUGACGGAAUGAGCGGUUGAUACGCUAAACGCGCUCUCAAUAUGCUUCUACGAAGACGAUUAUGGGCAGUGUUUUUGUUCGUGCGGGACGCUCCCACAUGCGCAUGCGUCAAGUAUAAAAGUAAAUAUAGAAGUAGCAGUAUAUAAGUAGUUAGCUAGAAGAAUAAAUAAUUGAGAAAAUAAAAACAGAGCAGGACACUAAACUAAAUACAAACAAACAGCGAUGUUGUGGCAAAAUUAAGAGGAACACCAAUUGGUUAUACCGGCCAUCCUUUCAGAGGAUAUACGCGUAGGUAUAUAGGUUAUAGAAAAACAUUGAUGACAACAAAGCAAGACAAGAAAACCCGUGUAAAGGGGGCGGGGGGUAUUGCAGAAAAACACUUACAACGGGCACAAUAAAUAACAGUCGUGAAGAUUUUCCUCAGAAUUAAAUAUUAUUCUGUAGGCUUUGAGAAGGCUAACCGUAACAACUCUCAAAAGACGAUUAUCUUUGGCAUUUCAUGGGCUUUUUGUUUUAUAUUUACUGUAUAUUUAGGCAACACGCGUGCUAGGUAUUAGUGAAUUACUGCAUCGAUAUUUUAUAGGAGGUUGAAGAUUAACGAAAUAUCAAUGGAUGAUUUAUGUAUUUCACUCAGAUAUUUGCAUCAUUGGGUUGGACUUAGCAAAGCUGAGUCGAUGCCGUUUUACGCAGAGUAAUAUUUGGAGAUCAGAUAAAAGGCAGAUAGACGGUCAAGAAUUAUUAGACGAAUUGAUCAUCUUUCUGCCGUGGAAAAGGAAGACGAAUUCAAGAGCGAGUGCAGUAAAACUUCGGCUGGUUUACAGAGUCUGUGUUUUUUUUUGUCCCUCAUAAGCGGAGACAGUGGCAAAUAACAGGGACAGUAGAUAAAAUAUUUACUGUAAAUACGGCCUGUUUGCCAUGCAAUAUCUGUAUGACAAGCGCACUUUAUGGUAGCUAAAAUAAGCACGUAUAAUGACGGCAAGUACCGUAAAAUUACCGAAUGUACCGCAAGAAAAUAUAGAAAAGAAAGAUGAAAAUACCAAACAAACAAUAGAUGAACGUGAAUUAGAAGGGUAUGGUUCAGUAUCCAAAUGUAAAAAGUACGCUUUACUGUUAUCGAUAAUGACUCUGUGGUAAUUUUUCAUAUAAUUGUGCAAAACACAACAAAAAGUAUAGAAGACCAAAACCUAUUGUAUAGUAGGCGUUGUCAUUAGAACAUCACUGAAGUCAAUAAACUGUAUUAUAAUCAUGUACAAACAAGAUUACUUUUUGCGUUUUCUCUGGGUUUUUUUCUUUAUAAAGCAUUUCAAUCAAAGCGCCUGCAAUAUGGCUAUCUUGCUGCUAAUUUUAAAGUUA
Molecule: messenger RNA, 5546 nt
Organism: Varroa destructor (honeybee mite)
Lineage: Eukaryota; Metazoa; Arthropoda; Arachnida; Mesostigmata; Varroidae
Gene: Ing3
Product: Inhibitor of growth family, member 3
Cellular component (GO): NuA4 histone acetyltransferase complex
Source: RefSeq, a predicted model, not a curated record